AUGGCGACGGAAACCACCCUUCCCAUUCUCAUCGUCGGGGCUGGAAUCAGCGGCUUAUCGCUGGCUCAGUACCUACGAAAAUCUGGCAUACCUUUCCGGAUCUUCGAUCGAGAUGCAUCCAUCGAGUCUCGCACAGGAGGUUGGGGUCUCACUUUCCAUUGGGGUCUUCCAGCACUCAAGGAACUGUUGCCGGAUGAGUUGUAUGAACGCCUCGGGGAGUGCAACGUGAAUCCAAAUGCCCAGGAUGCGGGCAAGUAUAGAUUUCUGGAUCUCAAAACGGGCGAAUCGCUGCACGCUGCCACUUUUCCGAAAACAGGUCGCUUACGUGUUAUACGGUCCAAGCUCCGGACUCUGUUGGCCACUGGUGUUGAUAUUGAGUGGUCGAAACGAGCCGUUGAUAUUACCACCGGCCCAGACAGCGUCACUAUCUCAUUUGAGGAUGGCUCAACUGCAGAGGGCUGGCUUUUAGUGGCGAGCGAUGGUUCCAACUCUCGUAUUCGCAAAUACCUAUAUCCGUCGGCCUUUGAGAACAUUCCUGUGCCGGUACGUUUGCUUGGUGUAACAGUUUCUUACAGCCCUGAGCAAGUGGCCUCGGCUUUGGCCAUCGAUCCAUACUUUUUUCAGGGCACUCAUUCAGAUUCGAACAUCUACCUAUUCUUCAGCUUCUUGAACUCUCCAUAUAACACGGGAAACGAUACCGGCAAUUACAUUUGCCAGGUCAUUGUCUCUUGGGCCGAGAGUAAGGAUAUCAAGAUCCCGGAAAGCAACGUGGAGCGUAUUGCGUUAAUCAAAAAUAUUACAUCCGACUGGACGCCACAUUUACGAAGGUUGAUUGAAAUCAUUCCGGACGAUGCGGAAGCAACCGCAAUUCAUCUAGCCGAUUGGUUCCCAACUACGAAACGCGAGCUUGAACGUGUAGUCCUCAUGGGUGAUGCAGCUCAUACUAUGACCAUGUGUGAGUUAAUUAUCACUGGUUCCGGCGAUUUUCUCCUCGAGACUAAUCAAAAUCUUCUUCGUAUAGUUCGUGGCGAAGGUGGGAAUAACGCCGUUACUGAUGCGUGUGACUUCGCAAAAAGGGUUGGUCCCUUGAUAGAACAAAAAAAUCAGCAUCAGGAAGUCACUUGGGAAAAUUUCGACCAGGCUCUACAUGAGUAUGACCGGGAUGUACUGACGCGAGGUCAAACAUGCGUGACAAACGCUCGACAAGCUUGUCUUGAUGCUCAUGACUUUUCGUUGGUGACUGAGGAGAGCCCGUUAGUUUCACGUAGGAGUAAAUAG
This is a messenger RNA of Talaromyces amestolkiae, 1278 nucleotides long. RefSeq lists its product as uncharacterized. The record is from RefSeq and is a predicted model, not a curated record. Gene Ontology annotation, molecular function: FAD binding. The coding region runs from base 1 to 1278 and encodes 425 amino acids. The transcript is spliced from 3 exons. Lineage: Eukaryota; Fungi; Ascomycota; Eurotiomycetes; Eurotiales; Trichocomaceae.